AUGUUCCUUAAGAGCAGCUGUGGGAACGCUGCGGCUCAGCUGUCCUGUGAGUUUGUCACACCUUAUCGGAUUCCCCGAGGGACGUGGGAUACACAUAUGCACGUUGUGGAACCAGAGCGCUUCCCAGUUUCCGCGAAUGCAGUCUAUCAGCCUCCCGAACAUACCGUUGACGAUGCGAUGAAUUUCGAAUCUACCCUUGGCAUCGAGAAAAUUGUAUUGGUUCAGCCAUCUAUUUACGGAACCGAUAACUCUUGUCUACUUGAAGCACUCAAAACUCUCGGACCUUCUCGCGGGCGAGGAGUCGUGGUGAUUGAUCCGACCAACAUAGACACCAAGACCCUAGAGGAGUGGCAUCUGCUGGGAGUACGCGGCGUGCGGGUGAAUCUCAAGUCCGUGGGCAAGGUGCUCAGCGAGCAUGAGCUGACAGAGACGCUGCUGCAACAUGCGCAAAUAGUACGGCCCUUUGGGUGGACUAUCCAGGUCUACGUAUCCUUGGAUAUGGUUCCCCUGUUGGAGAGAGUUGUCCCACAGCUCGGAGUCAAGCUGUGUAUUGACCAUUUUGGAGGACCAGAUUUGACAGCAGUCCAACACGACGGGGAAUCGUUUAACCCCUACAUGCUGCCGGGAUUUUCCUCGUUAAUCUCGCUUCUGCGAGGCGGAGAGACCUACGUGAAGAUCUCCGCCCCGUACCGUCUCAGCAAGGACGAGGAAUAUCGAGACCUGGAAGCGAUGGCCCAGGAGUUCCUUGAAGCAGCUCCGGACCGUGUGAUAUAUGCCACCGACUGGCCACACACGCGGUUCUCUGGCGUGAACAUCGAACCAUUCACCGAGACAUGUCUACGGAUAUGUGCGAAGGAAUCUGGAUUGGCGGAGCGGGUGUUUCGAGAUAACGCCGAGGAAAUGUUGAGGGGGGUAUAG
Aspergillus niger is the source of this 918-nucleotide messenger RNA. RefSeq lists its product as uncharacterized. NCBI's taxonomy places the organism in Eukaryota, Fungi, Ascomycota, Eurotiomycetes, Eurotiales, Aspergillaceae. The transcript has 2 exons. The coding region runs from base 1 to 918 and encodes 305 amino acids. Gene Ontology annotation, molecular function: hydrolase activity. The record is from RefSeq and is a predicted model, not a curated record.